ACUUUAUAUCCUGUUUAUGUGAGGAAAUGCCUCUGAAAAAAUGUGUACAGGUGACUUGGAUGUCAGUAAUUUCACCAGAGAAAAAACUAUUAUACUAGUUAACAAAGCUAGCAACUGGUACUGAAGUGCUAACAUUAGCUGCCGCUGAAACAUUUUGCUUGUUUGCUUGCUUGAGACAGGAUCUUGCUAUUCAGCCCAGGCUAGCCUUGAACUCCUGGUCCACCUGCCUAGUACCAGGAUUACACAGGUAGGCCACUAUACGGGGCUCCAGCUAACCACCUCCACGGGUGCAACUCCACCCCAUAGGUGUAGCUCAGAACGCCCCAGUGCAAACGUGCUGUCCUGAAGCUGUGAUAUGCCCCUGGGACAGGAUCUGAGGGCCCUCAGCUGUCAGUCCUCGUUAGAGAUUGUCCCAACUGCAGAAAAUUGUGUUACGCAAUGUCCUGCCUCUUCCCUGAAAAUUUCGCAUGCAGUGAAACAGUUCUAGGCCCUGGUAACCAAAAUACUGGCUGCCUUCCUGGAGCUGCGGCUCUGUUGAACCCACAACAAACAAGGUAAAUGCAUGGAAUACAAACCGAAGUGCAUUCACUAAUCAAGUACUAUGGAGAAAAAGUUGAGAAGGGAAAGGUAUGUCUUGGAGAUAGGAUGAGGAAUUCCACUUAGGGUGGACAGGGGUGAUUGCUAGGAGGGGGUCCCUGAUCAAGGCAUUGGAGUAAACACCUGAGGAAGACGAGGGAUGGCGCCUCCUGAACAUCUUUCAUUCCAUUCUCGCUCCCUCACCCCUGACUCUGACCCUUACAGUUUUACUUGUCUGAGUUCAAGGCUCACAGAUCAGAGAUUUAGCCCAGAUUUCUAGGUGACCCAGGGCAGCCAGUGGGGAAGCAAAUCCCCUGACACAGCUGCAAGAGUUUUCCACAGACGUCGGACUAGCCCUUCGCGCACCUGCGCAUGUCCAGGCAGGUGGGGCAGCCCGAGGCUUCAGAACGCGGCAGGUGCGCCUGCAGGUGUGUGGGUCCCGCCUCCGCGGCACCGCCCCCUCGGGGCGGGGUCACUUCCGGGCCAGUGGCCGGACAUGGGCGGCGGUUUACCGGGUGACGGUGGCUCUGCCCGAGGUCGGAUACGGAGUCCAGCGCGCCCCGCCGGACAUGGGGCCGCGUCCUCCCCGGCCUGCGCUGCGCUCGCCCUGCGCCCAGCUCUGCCCUCCUCCAGUCUGACGGAGCGGGGCAGCCAUGAGCGCCAACCCCCAGUGGGACGUCAGCCGGGCGCUGGGGGUGGCCAGGCUCUUCCAUCUGGUAUGUGGGGUCCGGGAUGCCUGCGUGACCCCGUUCCUCACGCUCUACCUGAGGCAGCUGGGCUUGGCCGCGCCCUGGGUGGGCAUCCUAAUGGGAAGCAAGCUCCUGGUCGCAGCCUGCUGGAGUCCCUUCUGUGCCUUCCUGGCCAAAAGCUGCCAGAAAAGGAGAGCAUUUCUGGUAGGCUCGCUGCUCGGCUCGGCGGGAGCCAGCCUCUUGAUGGUCCUGGUCCCGCCGCUGGACGGAGAUGUGCUGCACGGCUCUUGCAAUAAAAGCAGCGGCAUGACUGCCAGAGUCCUGCCACCAGGUGCCACGCUCACUGGGACCAUCCCCUCCCCGCGAGAUUCUGCCUCAACCCACCCCGCAGGGCUGCCCAGCCGCCCAGUCGGGAGGAAGCUGAAAGGUCAGGAAGCCUCAGACUUCACAGUUGGACCUGGAGAAAGUGAACAAGAAACUUUGGAGGGGCUGCGCUUAGUGAGCUCACCUGAAGGAGCUAGGACCGCACCCCACACUCUCCAACCCUUCACUUCAGGAGUGAAAGCCGAUCCCUGGGAAGGUGCUUCUGAGGCAGGCGCAGAAGCUGCCCUCCUCCUUCCCCAAGAGGCAGUGCUGGGCCGUCCAGCCAGUGCCUCGGAGGCCAAGGGGGAAGCCUUGUCCCUUGAGCUUUCCGAGGGCUUGCAGUGGACUUUCCUCCUCGCCUUGGGCUUCAUAGUGUCCUGGGAACUGCUGGCAGCCCCUCUGGAGCAGGUGGCUAGUGACAGCCUUUAUGAAUACCUAGAUUUUGUUGAUGCCUCUGACCGAUACGGAAGUCUGGGGCUCUGGAGGUUACUGGGCAUGGCAGCAGGUGUGUGUGGCAUCGCAGCCUUCAUGGGGCGACUGGACUGCUUCCUGAUGACAAGUGGCCCUCGGGGUGUGGUGUGCUUCUAUGGCUACGCACUGGUCAGCACCCUGGCCCUACUGGUGAGCACUACCUUUCCUGUCCCCACCUACCAGCAGCAGGAGCCUGGCUACAAAACCAUCAAAGCCCUGUCUCUCCUAGGGGGUGACCCCCACCUCUUCCUCCUGGCCCUCACAGUUCUUUUGGUAGGAGUUGUCACCAGUACAGUGCAGAACUUUCUCUUCUGGCACAUGGAGGAUCACGGCAGCAGUGAGCUGGUCAUGGGCUUCUCCGUGGCCCUCAGUUUGCUGGGGGAGAUUCUGCUCUACCCACUUAAGACCAUGUUGCUUCGAAAACUGUCCAGGGUGGGCGCAGUGGGGCUGGGCUUGGGAUGCCUCGCUGGGCAGCUGCUGUACUACUCUUUCCUCUGGAGCUGGUGGUCGGUCCUCCCUAUUCAGAUCCUGAGUGCCAUCAGCCAUGGGGUCUUGUGGUGGGCCGUGGAGGCCUCUGCGGAGGACUUGGCCACCCCUGGCAUGGAGAGGCCUCUGAGUACCAUGUUCCGGGGCCACUUCCACAGGGGCGGCUGCAGCCUGGGCAGUUUUGUGGGCGGUUUCCUGGCAAUGCGCUUCAGCCUGGUGGUACUGUACCGCACCUGCUGUGUGGGCCUGUUGCUCUGGCUGGCUGUGUUCCUCUCCAUCCAGCCCAGGCUGCCCCAAGAGCGGAAGAUCAACUACUCCAAGCUGCUGGCUGUGGACAGCAGCGACACCAGUGACUCUGAGCCGGGGUCAGAACGUGACUGGCUGGUUAAGGCCAUGAAAGAGGAGCCCUCAGACCGGAGGAGCUGAGAGCAGGUCACAGUGCACAGAUCUGGGAAGGAACUGGUGUGUUGGACAAAAUUCACUCUUCUGGGAACAGAAACCCACCCUGGGUUGCAAAGACCUUGGGGAUAGAAGGCACUACUAUUGUAAGGGCAUGAUUUUUUUUGACUUUUCUAGUGGAAGGUAAUCAGACAAUUUUGUCAUUAAAUCAUU
Molecule: messenger RNA, 3197 nt
Organism: Octodon degus (degu)
Lineage: Eukaryota; Metazoa; Chordata; Mammalia; Rodentia; Octodontidae
Gene: Mfsd6l
Product: major facilitator superfamily domain containing 6 like
Exons: 1
Coding region: 1230-3011 (593 amino acids)
Cellular component (GO): membrane
Source: RefSeq, a predicted model, not a curated record